This is a messenger RNA of Seriola dumerili (greater amberjack), 2058 nucleotides long. Its product is annotated as delta-type opioid receptor-like. The transcript has a single exon. Bases 684 to 1727 code for a protein of 347 amino acids. NCBI's taxonomy places the organism in Eukaryota, Metazoa, Chordata, Actinopteri, Carangiformes, Carangidae. Gene Ontology annotation, cellular component: plasma membrane. Gene Ontology annotation, biological process: G protein-coupled receptor signaling pathway. Gene Ontology annotation, molecular function: G protein-coupled receptor activity. The record is from RefSeq and is a predicted model, not a curated record.
UUGAGUUAUUCACCACCAUUGUGUGUCUAAGUAGAUCCCUUCCUCGGAGGCAUGAGGAAGGCUGAUUGUGGGCCGCUGAGCAAGGGGUCCUGAUUAAGGUGUCGUGUGGAGUAGCCGCCUGCCAGGAGGUGACAGGAAAUCACACAAUCUACAGCAUUUAGCUCCGAACACUCGGAUGCUCUUAACAGGAGUCUGUGGAGAGGGAUGAAGGGACUCCAGCAACUAAGAAAUCAGCACUGACUUGACUUCAGUGGAGGUGUCUGAUGUUAUUUUGUUCCCUCUCUCACCCCCAAUCAAAGGUGGAGCAGAUUUCGAGGAUUGUUAAAACGGCUUGAGUCACAUACAGCACAUGGGAAUGGGUCACUUGCUGGUUGUGUUUUAAAGGACAGUUUCUGAGAGGUAUAUCAUUUUCACACUGUCAGCAGGAACAUGAACGUAUGUAAUGUGUGUACGCUGUAUGUAUUUAACAAUCAUGUUUAGUUCUUAUUGGUUCAUUUUAAUCGUCGACACGUAGAUGUUAAAUGACUGGAAAUCUGUGUGUCGUCAUGUCUGAGUACACUGCUGUCAUCGCACAGUGAGUAAUCAUUCCCACUUGUAUUAUCAGUAGUUUUAUGACUGGCUUGAGCAUAUUGACCCAACCAAAAGCCAACUGUGUUCCUACAGUCACGGUAUGAGUGAAAGACAUGUCCACAACUGAAGACGCGAUGCUGCUGUGGAACUGUACAGGUUCAGAGGAUCUGCCGGGGAACGGCAGUGACACUGGGCUGGGCAAGGUGGAGCAGGUCCUAGUCCCAAUAUUAGAUACACUGAUUCUGGUGCUGGGGGUCGUCGGGCACACUAUGGUGAUGGUGAUCCUGUGUGGGAGGCGGAGGAGAGGUGCUGGACAUUCCCCUCACAGCUCCAUGACAGGCACGGGGACAGACAUCCUCCUGCUGGCUCUGAGCGCUGCCGACCUGCUUUUGCUCUCCACGCUUCCCUUCCACACUGUUGCCAUAGCCAUGCAGGAGUGGCCGUUUGAGGACUUCAUGUGUCGUCUGGUGGGCUUCUUGGGAUCGGCCUGCUCGUCAGCCAGCGUCUUCACGCUGGCCGCGCUGGCUGUGUCUCGCUAUCUGACUGUGGUGCAGCCUACCAGAGCUUACAGUCUCCUCUCCCCUCGCCGGGUGUCUAUAACUGCUGCACUCCUCUGGGUGCCGGCCUGCUGCCUGGCUGUCCCCCAGCUGGUUUUUCGCUGUGUGGGAACCCCCCGACAAGCCCCUGAUGGACACACAUGCUUUGCUUUCCGGUCCCACAAAGACCAGCUGAUCUAUGGAUUAUUUCACUUUUUCAUGGCCUUCUUACUUCCACUGAUCACCAUUGCUGUGGCCUAUGGCAAGAUCUACCUGUUCCUAUGGGGGAGUCAGCAGGCCGGCAGGGCCCCCCAAGUAGAGCGCUACCAGAACAAAGUGACCCAGACCUCAGCCAUGCUGGUGCUGGCUUUUACCCUAUGCUGGCUGCCGUCCUACGGCCUGACGCUGAAUUUACUGGCGGAAGAAAUUUCAGGGGCCACUGGCACCUCACCCCGUUACGGCCCCUUCAGUGUGUUUGCACGCUUCAUGGCGACUUCCUCUACAGUGGUGAACCCCAUCCUCUACGUGCUCAUGUCCCAAAAGUUCAGACAAGACUUACUAAGGCUGUUUAAAAAGGGGGGGCAAAGAGAAGGUGGGGCUGUGGAUAUGGCUGCUGCCUGAUAGUAUUACUAUCAGCAGCUACCUUGAUAUAACUGAACACCUGUCACACAAACACACAAACACACAAACACGCAAAACCUGACGGCCGGGAUUUAUAACUUAAAAAAGUGCAAGCUGAGUUGCCUUGCUGAAUUACUCAUGUGAAUAAAAUGGACGGAAUAAAAUACCCUCACAAGGAAAGAACAAGGCAAAACAACAGCACUCGCAACAUCUUUCCCUCUGUUAGCCUGGAUAUAGAACAAGAUCAAACUGCUUGCCUUGGGAGGAGCUGCUCCACAGGGACAGUGGGACAAACAAUGUUGAAUCAUGCAUUCCUUGUAAAAACCGAUUA